Molecule: messenger RNA, 1701 nt
Organism: Lasiodiplodia theobromae
Lineage: Eukaryota; Fungi; Ascomycota; Dothideomycetes; Botryosphaeriales; Botryosphaeriaceae
Product: Rhomboid family protein
Exons: 3
Coding region: 1-1701 (566 amino acids)
Cellular component (GO): membrane
Molecular function (GO): serine-type endopeptidase activity
Source: RefSeq, a predicted model, not a curated record
AUGAGCAAUGCGUGGAUCGUAGCUUGUAGGCCAUUCUCUGGGCUACGCUCGUCCUCGCUCGCCCUCCCAACCUGGUCAAUUGCCUCCGCCGUUGCCGCGGCUCGUCCUGUAUCACCGAGAACACUUUCUUCACACAUUUCGCGCCUCGGCACAGCACAACUCAAAUGCUACAGCUUACGCCCGCCACUCCUUCGCCUGCUUGACCAUCGCCAGUUUACCACGUCCACAACUGCCUUCGCCCGUAGGUCAUCUGUGUCGAAGAAAUCCGCGUCUACACCCCCGUCGGAAGCCCGCAAAGAGACAUCCCAAGAUGCUGAGGGAAAGGAGGACACGCCGCUCCCUGGAGGAGAUUUGCCUCAAGACAAGAUAACCAAGAUAUUUGGGCCUGGAACCUCGGUGGAGAAGGGCAACAAAUUCCUUCGUGCUCUGCAACACCGUCGCGUUACUGGUAGUCUGGCUGAAAAAGGUGUCAAUUUCGAGGGACCAACUGCUUUCCCCAAAGAACGCGCCCUGAAUGCACUCGAGUAUCUACGCAGCACACAUCCCGUCGACGAAGAAGCGGCGGCAGCAGAAUGGGCUCAGAAGGAGGCUCAGCGCCUGGAAGGCGAGCUGAUUCAACGAGCCCAGGAUCUGAAACUAUACAAGAAAGCGGAACCGGAGCAAACGCUUGGUAGUGUCUAUGGGCACAGCGAACUGGAAGCCCUGAGAAGAAGGAAUGAGGAAGCUUACGAACGGCAAAAGGAAGAGGAAGAGCGACGCAAAGAAGCUCAAGAAAAGAAAGCAAAUUCCGGGAAGAGCGGUACUUUAGGUCCGGUCAAGGCCAAGACAGGGCUACGCAAGAAGGAAAAGUCUGAAUGGGUUAAGUACUAUGAAGAGCAGGCCAUGAUUCGGAAAGAAAAGCAAGCUCCUAAGAUGAGCGCUGCCGCACGCAUCCUCCCUUCGGCUCUCGUCGCCGCCCUCGUCCUCGCCGGCGCCUACAUCCUUACGGAGAAGUACACGCCCCUAGCCGCCUCCGCACGCCUCUGGCCCGACACGCCUCCAGCCCUCGCCACCUGCUUCGCGCUGCUCAACAUCAAUCUCUUCAUCUUCCUCGCGUGGCGCUACCCGCCGUUCUGGCGGACGAUGAACAAGUACCUGCUGCAGACGCCGGGCUACCCGACAGCAGCAUCAGUGCUGGGCAACGUCUUCUCGCACCAGGACCCGAAGCACCUGUUCAUGAACAUGCUGAUCCUCAUGGGCGCCGGCCCGCAGCUGCACGAGCUGAUCGGCCGCGCCAACUUCCUCGCCGUCUACCUGGCCGGCGGCGUGCUCGGCUCCCUCGCCUCGCUCGUCGUCAGCGUCGCCGCCCGCAACUUCGCCGUCUCCACCCUCGGCGCGUCCGGCGCCCUCGCCGCCACCAUCGGCGCCCUCCUGCUGCUCAAGGACUCCGACUCCUUCACCCUGCCCUUCUUCCCCGACUACAAGAUCCCCGUCUCGUCGAACGCCCUGCUCGGCGCUUGUCUCGCUUACGAGAUCUGGGGCCUCACCCGCCGCGGCCAGACGGGCAUGGACCACGUUGCCCACUUGGGCGGCUACGCCACUGGUAUUGCUGCGGCUGGCGCGUUGAAGUGGCAAGUUGGUGAGAGGAGGAGGCGGGAACAGGAGAAGAAGAAGGAAAUGGGUUUCCUACAGAAGACGUUUGUCGUCAGGAAGGAUGAGUGA